AGGAAGAUUUUUGCUGCGACAUACGCGACGGUUCUCGUGUAACAUUUUUCAGCAUGGAAAAGGAUACGAGGCUAGAUAGGAAUAAAUAGAAAUUCGAAUGGCGAUGCGAACGUAGGUAGAUGCCACGAUACCUUCCACGAAGGCGAUUGCCGUUUGUUAUUGAAGUUAUUCCAUUGCCUCCGGCCAGAACAAGGCGAGGCUGUAAGCACGUCUGUCCCUGGAUGACGAACGUUUACAUUUCAAUACAGUUGGAAUUUUUCUAAAACCGUUCAGUCUCUAGUCGCGAUGCGCGCGGUGCCUCCAUCGUGAUUCCUUCGUUGCAUAGGACAUCCGCGGCAUUUCAAUUAGCCACUUCGACGAAUAAAAAUUGCAGUCGUUUCUCCACGGACCAAGUUCCUACGCGAAAGAUCGUCAAACGCUACUCACGUUCUUGCAUCUCGAUGUCUUCUUUCUAACCAGCUCGUUAACUCUUAGAUCCUCUUCCUCCGAGCAGUUCGGUCCAACUUCUUAAUCGCAUUCUCGGCCAGGUAACAAAGCAUCGUUUCUUCGCGAGUUAACCGUGGUCCACGGUGCUCGUCGGUUAGCCCAACUUUCCAUUACGAUAAGCUUUUCCAAAUUUCGAAAAUGCAAAAUAUUUACGCACAGUGUGUAAUUAUCGUGCGCGUUCUGUUGAGCCAAGCUAUUACCAUCCAGAGAAGAUACGUGUUCUAGAAAAUAGCUGCUCGUCGUGGAAUUUUUCGAAAGAUCCGUCUACAUCCACCUGUUGCGAGACUCUAGAAUCCUUGGCCAUGGUUCAUUCAGUGGUUCGACCAAGCGGAAAGUAGAGAUUUAAUGAAGUGGCGCUUGUCGGAGGUGGUGCGGGGUUACACGAUCGUGAAGGGGAACGGGCAACAAUUACCUGGAGGAAGUCGUCGUAAAACCGAUCCUUUCGGUAUUCAUUUACAGCUGCUACCUUUCCAACAUCAAAGUGGGGAUCCUACUUGAAAAACGAAGCUUCCACGUCGAUCCUGUUAGUCGAUUAAAGUUCGUUUCACCAAGACGAUCGUUAGCGAAGAAUUGUUUUUCCUGUACGUGUCCUUCCUCCCUGGAUGAUGCUGAAAUCGUAAUCAAACGUAACACGAUGACGAGUUGGAGCAGAACGGUACUCGUCGCUAUCAUUGCAAUCUUACUCCUGGUGGCAAUUACCAAAUACUCCGAAGCCUGUAACGAAGCGAUCUGUGCCAGCGUCGUGAGCAAGUGUAUGCUCACGCAAAGCUGCAAGUGCGAUCUCGUUACCUGUACCUGUUGCAAGGAAUGCUUCUCCUGUCUUAGUUAUCUUUACGACGAAUGCUGUUCGUGCGUCGAUCUAUGCCCGAAACCAAACAUCACGGACAAUCCGUUGAGCAAGAAGUCUCAUGUGGAGGACUUUACGGAACCGGUGCCAGGUCUGUUCCAAGCGCUGACCGCAGAACCGGAUCCGCACAAACGCUGGCUCACGUUCACGUUUCCGGUGGAUUUUGAUAUGUCUCUGUUUACACCAAAGCACGAAAAAGAAAUGAAAUACCAUAUGCAAACUGCCGACGAAGAGGUGCAUCCGUUGAAACCAAACGUAAUGACGGUCAAUUGCACCGUUGCGUUUAUAGCUCAGUGUAACUCCUGGAACAAGUGUCAGGCGUCUUGUCAAAGUAUGGGUGCUACCAGUUAUAGAUGGUUCCACGACGGUUGUUGCGAAUGUAUAGGAGACACCUGUAUCAAUUAUGGGAUCAACGAAUCGAGAUGUAUACACUGUCCGCUGGACAAAGAAGAGGACGAUUUGAAGGAUCAAUAUGACGAUUAUGGUCAAGACGAAGACGAUUUGGCGGAAGUCGAGAUCGAUUAACGUCAUCGGCUUCCUUUCCGACUUCAUGUACGUUUCUUCGAGUGGAUUGUAUUAAAGUUGUGUCAAGGGUGAGUGCAAUCCCGGUGACGAUACUUGACCAUCAGGAAUUGAAUUGCAAAUAGUGACGUCGUUUGUACUUGUUCGUGAUAUUUAUCGAUUUGACCAUAUUCGUGUGCAGAAACUAUGUGGCUUCCGGAAUGACCUUUUAAAAAUAUACGAGUGAUGAACUUGGUUCCCUUCAAAAGGGAUUCGGUCGGUAGGAAAUGUAAUAUAAAUCAUUACGGUCAUUAAGGCUGAAAGCUAUUGACUGUCAACUCAUUUAAUGCUAUCGCGUUUCGGUUUAACUAAGUAAACGCACAAAUGACAGCUAAAUUUAAUGACGGUUUGAACUAACUGGUUUAUAGUGUCACUUCAAUGGCAUAGCACGUUGAAGUCAUUGCUCGUUAUCAAGUGUUAAAUAUGUAUGUAAGCAGCCCUGUGGUGUUAAAUGUUUUAUUUUUUUGUGCCAUAUGAAUCAACUUGUACAUGUAUCAACUCAUUCAUAAUGAAUUGACGUAAUCAUGACGCGUCGGUUAUAUUGUUCAGAUAAAUACCAUUGUCCGUGUUUCUCUGAUGUUUACUCUUUUACCUGAUUGGACGAAUAUUACGAGAAUAAGAACUCUUUCAAUUGCACGAUAUAAACGAAAUGAUACAAGUACGCGCUUUAGAGGAACACGGACAAUUUGUACGAUUGAUAAUGUGCACACGUGAAUAAUCAAGUCGGAAGAAGUGUAAUUUAUAUGAUAUGGUUUAAUACUGCACUUGGUUAUGCCAAUGCAUAAUAUUAAGACAAUAUGCAGGAUCGAGUAGGAAAAUGUUCAGGUUUUUAAUUUUCAAUUCAUGCGGUUAUAUGUAAUAUAAAUAACAACAUUAGCAUAAUAUUGAUACUGAAAAUUGCAAAUUCCAUUAAAGCUUUAUCAUUAUUGAACUAAGAGUGGAACUCGGGAACAAAAUUCCAUCAGAAAAAUAUCAAUGAGCACUUUUCCCCUGAAAAUUAUUAAUAGACUAGAGAGAGGAAGCGGAGCCAAUAUCAAAUAAUCACCCA
This is a messenger RNA of Eufriesea mexicana, 2942 nucleotides long. RefSeq names its product twisted gastrulation protein homolog 1. Lineage: Eukaryota; Metazoa; Arthropoda; Insecta; Hymenoptera; Apidae. Gene Ontology annotation, biological process: regulation of BMP signaling pathway. The transcript has 5 exons. The record is from RefSeq and is a predicted model, not a curated record. Bases 1121 to 1858 code for a protein of 245 amino acids.